Molecule: messenger RNA, 2162 nt
Organism: Schistosoma bovis
Lineage: Eukaryota; Metazoa; Platyhelminthes; Trematoda; Strigeidida; Schistosomatidae
Source: the annotation of a GenBank genome assembly
CAUAACUAGUUUUAAAAUAAGUCCAUUUUGAAUAUCCACUCAAACCACACAAACCGAACCUCUGCAGAGUUUGUAAACUACUCUUAGUGCAACAUACCAAAUAUAAUUCUUUUUUGUUGCAAUUUUCUGGGCAGAUCAGCACGUAUAUUCUCUUUGUUUUCAUGAUCAUUGUUGUGUCAAAAUAAUUUUGUUUUAACAGACAAUUCGUUUGCGCCACUGGUAUUGGACGUUUGGAGGCAUUUAUUGGGUCGAGUUUUUACAGAUGGAGUCGAGGAAGGUGUCUUUAAGUGCUAAUGCUUUGAUUGGAGGCAAAUGGAGACUUGUACGAAAGAUCGGUGGUGGAUCGUUCGGUGACAUAUAUCUUGGACAAAAUAUGUUAACUGGAGAUGAAGUUGCAAUUAAAUUAGAACCUGUGACAGCCCGACACCCUCAGCUGCUUUACGAGAGCCGAGUUUAUCGAGUUUUACAAAACUCAUCAGGAGUGCCGCGGGUUUAUUGGUUUGGACCUGAUGGUGUAAGCAAUCGGUACAAAGCUAUGGUUAUGGAUUUACUCGGUCCAAGUCUUGAAGACUUAUUUACUUUUUGUGGACGUAGAUUUUCAGCAAAAACAGUGUUAACUCUUGCGGAGCAGAUGUUGUGGCGCAUCGAAUGUGUUCACUACAGAGGUCUUAUUCAUAGGGACAUCAAACCUGACAACUUCUUAAUGGGGAUCGGUCCACACUGUAACAGAGUGUUCAUCGUAGAUUUUGGAUUAGCCAAAAGAUUCAGAGAUCAUAGAACAAAAUGCCAUAUUCCAUAUAGAGAUGACAAGAAUUUGACAGGUACAGCACGUUAUGCUAGCAUAAAUGCGCAUGCUGGUAUCGAGCAGUCCAGACGUGAUGAUAUUGAAUCUCUUGGAUAUGUUUUUAUGUAUUUUCUCAGAGGACACCUUCCGUGGCAGGGACUAAAGGCAAAUACUAAAAAGCAAAAGUACGAACGUAUAUAUGAGAAGAAAUUAGCUACGUCACCUGAAGCCCUAUGUAAAGGUUAUCCUGUAGAAUUCGAAAAAUAUUUGCAUUUCGCUCGUGGUCUAGCUUUUGACAGCCUUCCGGAUUAUGUAUUCUUGAGAGGGAUUUUCCGCCGUUUGUUUCAAAGCCUUAAUUUUGUUCUGGAUUAUGUGUAUGAUUGGGCACUUCUGGGUACAAAUUCUUCUAAUACUAAUCAGUCAAUAAUGAAUGCUAAUCCAGAGUGUGAAGAUAAUGCGAAUCAGCAUCAAAAUAAUACAGAAUGUCAGGGAAUCGAUAACACAGUGGGGGCAGCUCAAUGUGCGCUUCCAGCACCUCAAGUAUAUGGAAAUCAUAACCACCAUAAUAUACCUGUCCAGCAAUCACAGCCUCAGCAAGUGCUUCCACAUGCACAUAGCCGUGAAGGAGUUCAGCAAUCAACAUUUCAUUCUCAAUUCGUUAGUCAGUCUGGAAAUUCAGGCACCCAAACCAAUGCGUAUAAUGCUCCUGGCACAAGUGUAGAGUAUGGUAUGCGUUGUAUGCCCACAGAAAUGCGCCGUUAAUUCCUUCAGGAUUAUACAAAUAACUUCUGCCACUUUCAGUUAAUCGCGCGUGGAGAUAAUAAACUCUAUGCUGUCAAAUUUCAUUUCCGCCAUCAUUAAUUGGAAUUUCAACUUGUUUACUCACUGACAAUUAACAUCGUUAUUUACUUGUGAAUAAUAUUUAGAUUCCCACAAAGUUCUCAUGCGCUUUCUCUACCUCUCAUCUCAACUCAAUGCUUUAUUAAAUUGAUUUCAUUUGGGUACUUAUUAAACCUGUACUCAAUACCAUUACGUUUAUGUGAAAUUAACAUGCUCGAACAGAGCACUAUCUUCCAAUGUUAACUUGGUUGACUGUACUUGUAUUCCGGUGUCCACUUUGAACAGGCUGUCUUGCGCUUCAUUGUUUUAUUGGUAUAUUAAAUGAAGUUUAGUGCAUAAUCUUUUGUUCAUACGGUUUCGUGCUGUAGAAUUCUUGUAGUGAGCAAUUUUCAAUAUUACUCAGGUACUUCAGAACUGAUAUAAUUUUCUGUCAAAAGUAUUUUGACACAAACUGUCAAUCAAUUUGCUUGCAGUGUUAUUAUUGUCACUUAAUAUCUGUUGUGUUCGAUCAUUUUUGUAAUACACAUUGCUGAAGGCU